UGUAUUUCGUAAGGCUCCACUGAUAUGCGAUGCAAUUACCUGUAUCAUGUCAAACAUUGCGCAAUCCUUUUUGUAAAGGUCAUAGCCUAGAUAAAACACAGUCAAAGGUUCUACACAAGUGUGAUCAUCUUCCUGCACAAAUAUAGGAAAUCAACCAAGCAAAGCGAGUUGAAGUACUUUAUUAUUUUUAGAGGGGGAGCUUAAACAUGGAAAGGUUGAGAGAUUUACCUUGGAAUUUUCUGGCUAUUCUUCUUUUUGUGUUACUGGGUCAACACACGUAUGUCUUAUGUAAGUUCGCUUACUCUUUUAAAUUGGAUUUGCAUGGACCAUACUCACCAGGUGACACCUAUAAUACAUCAUGCUAUGUUGAAGCAUCUGGUGACGACAGCGUAUCAGAUGUGGACGUCUUUUUGAGUUUUGGUAGUAUAACUUACUGCAACAACAGCGAAGUGGUACCGGUGGGCAGAAAUCAUAGUUGUGCCGAAGCUACAGUACAAAACAGGACUACCUUCUAUUUUUCACUACCAGACCUCAGAAUUAGUGACAGUGGCACAUACUCCUGUAAAAUUCACAACAAGACGACGGGGGCACUAAAAAUCAGCAUCCACCAGAAUAUAAGUGUUGUUGACCCGUCUAGUAUUACAACACAAUCGCAAGGCUCUGUAACAACCACACAAGCUGACGGCACUGGAGGUUCCACGUCAAUUCAUACCCCAACCUUCUCAGCAUUUCUGCUUGUGUUAACAGCUGUGGCAUUAUAUGCUGAUUUAUGAAUGUUCCUUUCUACAUCGUCGCAAGAGAAAUCCAACAUGCAAAAACAGAUCAAACGCUUGCCCAUAAGAUGAUUCUGAAAUUAUAUUAGACUGUUCGUUGAAAAUUACAUUAUUUUAUAUAAACAAUAUUUCGAAAAGUGAUUGAAAUGAAAUAGGUGAUGAUAACGAACAAUGUAAAUUUGUGAAGUUAAAUGCCAUGAUACACUUGACUGUUCCAAGUCAAUUAGGAAGGUAGGGUACCACCGAAAAUACAGAGAUUCGGGAAAAUCUUUUUUUCUAUAGAGCAAAAGAAUCGGAUAUUGUAAAAUAAAUCUUGUUCCUGAAA
Molecule: messenger RNA, 1098 nt
Organism: Saccostrea echinata
Lineage: Eukaryota; Metazoa; Mollusca; Bivalvia; Ostreida; Ostreidae
Exons: 6
Coding region: 207-773 (188 amino acids)
Source: RefSeq, a predicted model, not a curated record